CCACAUUUUCAAAAACAAAUUUGUACUUCUUAACACAUUACUAUAACAUGAGGAAAGACGUUCAAUUCUAAUCAAGCAAAAAUGUACUCCUGUCUAUAAAUGUUCAUUUACAAAUAUACAGAGCACAUACUGUGUUAAAAUGUGUGUUGUGCUGUUGACCAAAAAAGAUAGCGCUGCAUCACACACACAGCUCUAUCAUGACGAAAGACAAAGUAAAAUAAGGAUAAAUGUGAUAUUCUGGAUCAAUGUUCAUGGAGUGUUUCCAGUCAGCGUUACCAUGGUGAGAUAAAGUAGUGCUGCUCUUUCUGGUAAAAAAAAGACUUAAGAACAAUUGAAAAGGUCAGGAAUUAAGACUCUUGAAAACAGCACUGUCCAACCUGAUCAUUAUUCAGUUGUCCAAUGAAGUUUUCUCCAUGUUGUCUCAGAAUAAAUCUGUGAAAAGCACAGAGGAAGUGGCUCUUCAGAUCCUCUUGCUUUGCCAGGUUUGGGUUGGGACUGUAGUCAACAUUUUUCUGUUUGUCCAUAAUUUAUCUCCAAUCUUGAAUGGCUCUGAACAGAGGCCCAUACAAGUCAUUUUAGCUAACUUAGCUGUGGGAAACGCCUUAAUUCUCCUCUUUGCAUUUCCAUACAAUAUUUCAGUUUUUGUUCCAAGGGAACCCCCAACUGACCUAAAAUGUAAACUUGGGUACUUCAUUUGGCUAGUGGCCCGAAGCACAAAUAUGUGCUCCACCUGCACCCUGAGCACUUAUCAGUUUGUCACUCUUGCUCCUGGUGUCUGGGGUAGGGUGAUGCUCAGUGGAAGAGCCCCCAAAUUUGUGAGUUAUACUUGUUAUAGUUGUUGGUUGUUCAGUGUCUUAAAUAAUGCUCACAUUCCAAUGACAGUCAGUGGUCCACAGAAAAAACAUAAUGAUACCAAUUCUAAAAGCAAGUGGGUUUGCUCCACCACUGGUUUCAGUGUAGGCACGGGCAUCUUGUCGUUUGCCCAUGAUGCAAUGUUCAUCAGCAUCAUCAUCUGGACCAGUGUCUCCAUGGUGAUUCUCCUGAACAGACACCACCAAAGACUGCUGUAUAUUCAAUCCCCCAAACAGAAGCUCAGAGCCUAUGCUGAGAUCAGAGCAGCCCACACCAUCCUGAUGCUAGUGGUAACAUUUGUGACCUUUUAUCUUCUAGACUGUAUUUGUACAUUCUUUCACAUUUCUUUUGUGGACUCUUGGCUCUGGCUGAGGCAUGUCAAAGAAAUUUUGGCUGUAAGCUUCCCCACCAUUUCUCCCUUACUGUUGACCUUUAGGGAUCCUAAGGAUCCUUGUUCCCUGCUAUUGAGCUUCUGGAAAUCAAAGUCCAAAUGACAAACACUACUUGUAACCUUCCUAACAACCAUCAAUAUUCUAUUCUCUGAAAAUAUGUUGAACAUAUUUC
Grammomys surdaster is the source of this 1416-nucleotide messenger RNA. RefSeq names its product vomeronasal type-1 receptor 1-like. Gene Ontology annotation, cellular component: membrane. Bases 414 to 1346 code for a protein of 310 amino acids. Gene Ontology annotation, biological process: G protein-coupled receptor signaling pathway. The transcript has a single exon. The record is from RefSeq and is a predicted model, not a curated record. Gene Ontology annotation, molecular function: pheromone receptor activity. Lineage: Eukaryota; Metazoa; Chordata; Mammalia; Rodentia; Muridae.